Messenger RNA from Acaulospora morrowiae, 1893 nucleotides. Lineage: Eukaryota; Fungi; Glomeromycota; Glomeromycetes; Diversisporales; Acaulosporaceae. The record is from the annotation of a GenBank genome assembly.
AUCGCCGCUGAAUCUUCCAGUAUGAUCUGUGAAUAUCUCAAUAGGCUUUUACUGAAAAACAAUGAUAAACGUCAAACCGUAGGGGAUGGUAGAUACAAGAGACAAACAAUUCAUGCGCUGGCUUACCUGAUAUGGAAGGAACGAGUUGUCUAUGAUAUCAAGUAUAAGCAUUCAGAUCGGCUCAUGCAUCAAAUAUUUGAAUGCAUUCGAAAAGAUAGAGAUGAAGAGGAUUCAGUUCCUGAAGUUGUUGCGGAAGUUAUUAAAUCAUUUGUCGAACUCAAUUCCUUAACCGAGAGUAAACAUCAAUUAUACAUUGAAGAAUUCGAGAAACCAUAUUUGAACAAGACGCGACAAUACUAUGAGAGGGAAUCUGCUGCAGUAAUCGCGAAUGGUAGCAUCUCGCAAUAUAUGAAGGCGGCAUGUGAAAGGUUAGAACAGGAAGUGACACGUAACAAAAAAUACUGUGACGAGUCAUCCCACAAUACAACAAUCAAAGAGUGCGAAACCCAAUAUAUAGCUGUACAUCAGUCGCGAAUACACUCUGAAUUCGAAUCCAUGAUAUCAAGCGAGAAAUUUGAGGGAGUCAAUCCUUUAUUGGAAAUAUUUGAGCGAUAUAUUACGAACAUCGGGCAAGAAUUGAUUGCUAGAAUGGGGAAUUCAAUAGCAAAGGAUCCCAGGGAAUAUGUAGAGUCACUCAUGGAUCAUCACGUAAAAUAUAUGAAUCUCUGUCACAAAGUAUUUAUCAAUGAUCCGGCAUUUGUCGCAGCAGUUGAUAAAGCCUUUAGAACGAUCGUAAACGAUGUGAACACCAAUCCAUUGGCGCUUGCUCCGGAGGUUCUCGCUCGUUACUGCGACGUAAUGUUAAAAAAGACUCAUAAGGGUAGUUGGAGUGAACAAGAGGUCGAGGAAAAGUUAAAUAGGAUGAUCAUCCUUUUUAAAUACAUAGACGAUAAGGAUGUUUAUCAGAAAUUCUAUUCGAGAAUGCUUGCAAAACGCCUUAUAUAUGGUAACUCUGCUUCACAUGAGGCCGAAGCGAGUAUGAUAUCUCGAUUGAAGAGCUCGUGCGGUGUGGAAUAUACUAGUAAAUUGCAAAAAAUGUUUACUGACAUCACUAUUAGUUCGGAUAUUAACAGUAGCUUUGCUGAUUUUGCGAAGAGAAAUCCUAUGAGUGCUUCUACAGUAGAUUUUUCUAUAUUAGUUUUGACCGCUGGAGCUUGGCCGUUAACACAGGCUUCAACAACAGAAUUCCAGUUGCCAACUGAGUUGGAGAGAAACGUUUCUCAUUUUUCAACAUUCUACAACGGUCAUCAUAGUGGAAGAAAGUUGACAUGGCUGUGGCAUUUGUCCAAAGCCGAUGUGAAAUUGAAUUAUCUUGAUAAACGCUACGAGUUUUCGGUAUCGCUUCAUCAACUAGGCGUUCUGCUUUUGUUCAACAACGCAGACACCUAUUCCUUUAAGGACAUAAGGGAACAUACUGGACUGAGUGAACAAGAACUAAGGAGGCCUAUGAUUGACUUAACAGUUUUUCUCGUAAUCCCAGUUGGCACUCUUCAAGACGAAACGCAGAUAAAUUUGAAUAUGAACUUUACAAAUAAACGAAACAAAAUCAAGGUUAGUUCUUCUCUGCAAGCCGAAACACCUCAGGAAAACGAUGCCACACGAAAAGCUGUAGACGAAGAUCGCAAGCUAUAUCUCCAGGCGUCGAUCGUGCGUGUAAUGAAAUCACGCAAGACUCUGAUGCAUAAUCUACUAGUAAAAGAAGUCAUAGAUCAGGCGAAAGAUAGAUUUAAUCCCAGUAUACCAAUGAUCAAAAAAUGCAUCGAGCAAUUAUUGGAUAAGCAAUAUUUAAAGAGAACCAAGGAAAAUAAAGAUAAAUACGUUUAUGUGGAGUGA